AUACUGAGUUGUCAUAUUGCCUACUUUUGGGAGUUUUUACCAACGUGUGAGACAUUCUUAUACAAUUUCUAAAAGCGGGAUCAGCGGAAUAUCUCGAAAGGGAGAACCCCGUCAGUCGUUCAGUUACUCCAGCGGGAGUUCGCUGCGAAAAUAGAUUUAAAAUUCUGUCUUCAGAAAAGAUAAAAAUUGGUGAAAAAGCGCUCAAGAAUUUUCGUGUUCAUCCAUUCCGUGUGAUAACAAAUCUAGCAAAUCGAUUAUUCAUUCACUGUGUGCUAAGUGACAAUAAUUAUUAGUUCAGUGCGAUUUUAAUGUGUGUAAAAUGUAAAAGUAAAUGCAGAUAUCGUGCUCAGGGACGCAUCCAGAAAACUUUGAUGGGAAAUAACCAUGCGCCUGCUUUCCUCAAAUACUUUUCCACUUUUCCGACUCUAUAAAUAGUUUCAACUGACAAUUCCGCUGGUCGUGAAUGUUUUUCACUUGUGGCAAGAACGAAGAGUAUUUUUAUGCUAAAAAGAACAUUUUCAUUGAAGAACAUUUCAGUGGGGGACCGCAAGAGUAUUUGGACGCCGCAUGUUAAUGCUGAGAAAAAGCAAUUUCAAGAGUGUUUUCAAUUUGGGGCUUAUACGGUUAAUCUGCGGCAGAUGGUACUAAUUUUCUCUAUACCUCAUCAUGGCAGAAGGGGUCACAGCAAAAGUAUUUCGGUGCUUCUGUGACUGUUCUGAACUCACAGAGAAGGAGAUUCAGGACAUUGUGAUGGGACGUACAGAUCUCGUGUUUGAUGAUCCUAAAGUCAAGCAAAUGUUCAGAGCCUAUAUGGAAAAGUUCCAUCCAUCCCGACAUACUGGUUCCUACAAGAAAAAUCCCAUGUGCCUCAGAUACCUCCUUUGCUAUGAAAUCAGCCAGGAAGUGCUGUCUUUGCAUCCCAGUGAGAGAAUGGAUUAUGACAGGACAGAAGAACUUUUGAACAAUUGUCCAAGUUAUGCUUGGGAAAAGAUUAUUUACAAAGCCAUUACAGAUGAAAAUCAUCCGCUAAAGCUUGAGGAAUUUCUUCAGCAAUUUAUGCUAGAGGUCAAAAGGAGCUUUGAGGAGGACACAAAUGAAUACUACGCCUUAUUCAAGGAAGAAUUAAUGAAGAAGCUGCAGCAGAAGUGAUCUCAACGUGAUAUAGUCUCAAGACACCAGAAAUUGCUUUUAUUCCCAUUCACAGAGAAUUAUGUGAGCUUCAUGAUAAGAAAUAAAGAAUUUGCCAUUUUGUUGAGAA
Molecule: messenger RNA, 1258 nt
Organism: Phlebotomus papatasi
Lineage: Eukaryota; Metazoa; Arthropoda; Insecta; Diptera; Psychodidae
Exons: 3
Coding region: 667-1149 (160 amino acids)
Source: RefSeq, a predicted model, not a curated record